GCGGGCUUGUGCGGCGGAGGCGGGCAGGCGCGUUCCCCGUCUGGCACACCGCGGGGGAGUCCGGGCAAGAUGAAUGAGGCUGAGGGCCUGCGGCAGCGGCGGCCCCUCCGGCCGCAGGUGAUCACAGAGGACAACGCGGCUCAGGAAAGCAAGGGCGGCAGUACUUACAGCAACAAGGUGUUCCGUAUGACCUUCAUGACUCUGGCUGUAUCACUGAUUAUUCCCUUAUUUGGAGCAAUAGUUUUUCUGGAUUCUCCAAUAGACCCUCAGCCAAUAAGCUUCAAAGAACCUCCUCCCUUAUCUGGCACAUUAGAGCCCAAUUUCAAGCUCCGACAAGCAGAAAGGCUGUUUGAAAACCAGCUUGUUGGACCAGAAUCUAUUGCAAAUAUUGGUGAUGUGCUGUUCACUGGUACUGCUGAUGGAAAAAUUCUGAAGAUUGAAGAUGGGCAAAUACAAACUAUAGCUCGACUUGGACAUGGUCCUUGUGGAACAGGUGGAGAUGAGCCCAUGUGUGGUAGACCUCUUGGAAUCCGUGUGGGACCAAAGAACUCCCUUUUUGUGGCAGAUGCCUACUAUGGAAUCUUUGAAAUUUUUCCUUCCUCAGGGGAAGUGCAACGACUUGUGUCUUCCAAGACCCCCAUUGAGGGGAAGAAUUUGUCUUUUGUGAAUGAUCUUACACUGACUCGAGAUGGAAGGAAAAUUUAUUUUACGGACUCUAGCAGUAAAUGGCACAGAAAAGACUAUUGUUUAUUAAUCAUGGAGGCUACAGAUGAUGGGCGCCUGCUUGAGUAUGACACAGUGACAAAGGAAGUGAAAGUUUUGAUGGGGGGCCUCAGAUUUCCAAAUGGAGUCCAGCUUUCUCCUGCGGAAGACUUUGUAUUGGUGGCUGAAACAACUAUGGCAAGAAUACGAAGGUAUUAUGUAUCUGGCCUAAUGAAAGGUGGAGAAGAUAUGUUUGUUGAAAAUAUGCCUGGUUUUCCAGACAAUAUACGUUUAAGUAGCUCUGGAGGUUAUUGGGUGGCAAUGUCAGCUAUUCGUGCCAGUCCUGGGUUUUCUAUGGUGGAUUUCUUAUCUGAUAAACCAUGGAUUAAAAGAAUAAUAUUUAAGCUGCUGAGCCAAGAAACAGUGAUGAAAUUUGUGCCCAAGAACAGCCUUGUUGUAGAGCUAAGUGAAACUGGAUCCUACAGAAGAAGCUUCCAUGAUCCCAAUGGAAUGGUGGCAACAUACAUAAGUGAAGCACAUGAACAUAAUGGACAUCUCUACUUGGGCUCUUUCCGAUCGCCCUUUAUUUGCAGACUGAACCUUAAGGAUGUCUAACUCUGUAAGCCAAAAGAAAUACCACUGCUGCAUUGAAUUGUUCUGGAAGGGGAAAAAUUAAUCACAAGUCUGGCCAUGGAUGAAGAAUGAAAGCACAGUACUAUAUCACAGGGUACUCAGCUUGACCAUGUCUUAUUUUUAAGCAUGCCAUUUUAAAACCAAUGGACACAAUCCACUAUGGCUUUGCGUAGCUUCCAUUCAAGUCAGUGGGCCUAGUGUAGAAAUUUGUAGUAGAUUGUGCCCAUUCUGUGGCAUCUUUACUUAGAUAAGGUAAAGAGCAAAUUACCUCAUGAAAUAAAAUUCCAUACAUUCAUCUAAUAACCUUUAGAACCAGCUUCUACUAAACUGUUGAUCAUAGGUAUACCUGGUCAACUUCCAUUCUUCAAAAUAUAAAUCAUUGAAUUCAGAGCUGCUAGUCUCAGAUGAAGUCUUGCAUGCAAUUAUUUCUAAUUUGGAUUUCUCUCUCUAAGCAUGACUUUCAAAACAUGCAUGUUGUAAGAACUUACAGCACAUUUAUAGAUAUAUUAAUGAGCUUGACAAGUGCCUGUUCAUCUAUUUUUAGCACUGCUGUUCGCAUGAUAAGUUUAUAAAGAUACAAGAUCACUCCAUUUUGAGACUCCCAAAGCCUAAAAAUGUCAUCUCAGACAUCUCAGGAUGAUAAAUAAAUGCAGGUAACUUUGAGAAGAGUAGAAGUUGCUGUUUGAAGAAAUGGGGACAUUCCUAUACAUCCUAUAAUUUUGUCAGUGAUUAAAUAACUUACUCAGAGACAGGAUAAGAUUCUGUGACAGUGUGGGAAAUGUUGCUUGAAUCGCUAAAUCUGAUGGGUGUUAUAAUAUACUGUUUGACCAGAAGCUGCAUUCAUACAACAUUAAACACCAUAUUUAUAUGAAAUUACCUUUCCAAGAAAAUAUUUUAUCUUACAGAUUUGACACACAAUAUUGUGUUUCUGUUGUAAUGUGGAGAGUUCAGAGGUUUUCAAUUUAAAAAGACUUCAAAAAGAUUUAAGUAUAUGAGUUAUUCAAGAGUUGAGUAAAAAGUCUCAGCAGAUUUAUUGGAUUACAGUUGUAUGGUAUUUAAAAGGACUGAAACAAACAGUGCAUUUUUAAAACAAUUUGCCAACCAAAACAAAAUUAAAUUACUGCACCAUC
Eublepharis macularius is the source of this 2465-nucleotide messenger RNA. It is a transcript of the gene APMAP, whose product is annotated as adipocyte plasma membrane associated protein. The record is from RefSeq and is a predicted model, not a curated record. NCBI's taxonomy places the organism in Eukaryota, Metazoa, Chordata, Lepidosauria, Squamata, Eublepharidae. Gene Ontology annotation, biological process: biosynthetic process. The transcript has 9 exons. The coding region runs from base 70 to 1317 and encodes 415 amino acids. Gene Ontology annotation, molecular function: strictosidine synthase activity.